GUGGUUUUCCCAACUAAAUAAAGAAAGUUUAGAGGUAGUGGCCGUAAACGGAACUAGCCAUUACAAGACUACCACGUGGCCCAAGCACAAUCAUAAGUUAGAUAUUUCAAUCCUGUAAAAACAAAUUAAAUCCAGAAACAUGAAGCAGUUCAAACUCAAUUCAAUCACCAUGUCGAUAGCUUCAUCUCACCAAAGCUUCUUCAUCAACACACUCAUCUCCACCCCUCACAAAUCAACCAAAAUCCACAAAAGAACAUUCAUUAUCUCUUGUAAUUCCCACAAGUCUUCAUCAGAAAACCACAAAGAUUCUUCAAGAGGUAAUGAGAGCAAUCAACUUGCAAAGCUUGCUUUGGUGACAAUGGCAGCUGGAGUCUUGACACUUGGAUCAAUUGAUCCCGCUUUUGCGGCUAAAUCGGGUGGUCGUGUAGGCGGUCAAGCUUUUCGUUCUGCUCCAAGAUCGGCCCCUCGUUCAUCUUCACCACGAAUCAAUAAUUCGAGGACAAAUAUUUACAUAAAUCCACCGGUUGCACCACCGCUAAUUGGUGGAUACGGUUAUGGUUAUGGUGGCUGGGGGUGGUCGCCGUUUUCAUUCUUCGCACCUGGACCAAGCGUGGCUGUUGGAAUCGGGGGUGGGUUUGAUACUUUGGUUUUGUUUAUGCUUCUUGGUGCUGCAGCCGCUGUGGUUAGAAGAGUCUUUGGAUCGAGGAAAGAUUAUGACGAUGAAGAUUACUAAUAAUUGUUGAAAAUCUGAGUUUUCUAUAAAAAUAUAUGAGGAAUGUAAAAUUUGUAGACUUUGUUAUAUGGUUUGUGUGAUACUAGGCAUUGUAUAUAUCGUCAACGGUGCUUACAUAUACCGAUAAGUGUAUUGCUCGGUGGGAUAUGUGGUACAUUUACUAAGCUCAAUACUCAAAUUUUCAACA
Helianthus annuus (common sunflower) is the source of this 920-nucleotide messenger RNA. RefSeq lists its product as uncharacterized. The transcript is spliced from 3 exons. The record is from RefSeq and is a predicted model, not a curated record. Bases 140 to 733 code for a protein of 197 amino acids. NCBI's taxonomy places the organism in Eukaryota, Viridiplantae, Streptophyta, Magnoliopsida, Asterales, Asteraceae.